Messenger RNA from Prorocentrum cordatum, 3288 nucleotides. NCBI's taxonomy places the organism in Eukaryota, Dinophyceae, Prorocentrales, Prorocentraceae. The record is from the annotation of a GenBank genome assembly.
AUGCUCCGCGGUGGCGACAGCGGCUACUCUGAUGACGCAGCCGCCGGUACCUUUGGCAGAUUCCGACGCGGCGCUGUUGCGCUGCCGCAGCUCGGGGGCGGGCGCGUCGACCUGCGCUCCGUGGCGGACCCCGACCUGCAGCGCAUGUUGGACACUCCUGAGCAAAUUUUGCGUCCCGAUGCUCAGCGUAAUCUUCUGCUAUGCGAUGCUCCAGCCAAGGUUGCGUGCGAUCCCACGCUUCGCCAGCAGGGUCGUGACUACGGUUUCUUUCUUUCCAGCCUCCUAGGUGCCAACGUCAUCGAGGUCGGCCCCAGUUCCGAGGAGGUCGGGAUCUUCUUUGCGUUGAAAAAGUCGGGUGACCUACGCUUGAUCUUCGACGCCAGACGUGCCAACUGCUGGUGCCACACUCCAUUGACAUGUUCCUUGCCUUCUGGAGAGUCACUGGCGGCCAUGAGUAUCCCACCCGACAGUCAGUUACACAUGGCGGGAGGUGACGUGGAAUGUUGUUUCUACCAAUGUGCCCUCCCCGAGGCCUUCCGCCACUUGUUCGGACUCAUGCCCGUCGAGGCCCGCUUUCUGGACAAAGCUUGGCAGCAGCGUCUGAACGUGUCAGGGCACCAUCUCGUGCAGCGUCGCGUGCGAGUCGUUCCCAUGGGGUGGAGCUGGGCCACAUGCCUGAUCCAGCGCGUUCACCUCCACCACUUCGGCAACCUCCCUGUGCAGUUGCCCUGGGUCGUCGACAAGAUGAAGUCGGCAAACUUUGGCAUCCACAAGGGUGGCAACGCUCUCUACAUCGACAAUUUCGCCUGUUUCGCUACCGAUGCUGGUCUGGCCCAGGAGCAGGUGGACAGCAUGAAGGCUGCACUGGCGCAUGUCGGGGUGGUCUCCUCUCUGGGCCCGGCGUCCGACACACCAACGUUCAUCGGAUUUGAGUUGGUGCACCAUUCGCGGUGGAGGCCCACCCCGAAGAAGUGUUGGCGAGCUGUGCUGGGGCUUCGGCAUCUGCUCAACACCAGCCCUCUGGUCUGUGGCAGGGACCUUGAGCACAUCCUCGGACACCUCAUUCACAUUUUCACGCUGAAGCGCGAGCUGCUCAGCAUCUUCAACGCCACGUACUCCUUCAUCAAGGGCAGCUACCUUCGUCGUCAGCCCCUGUGGGCCUCAGUGGUUCGCGAGCUCCGUUGGGUGCUGGCGCUCCUGCCGCUGGUGGAGGUGGACAUCCAGCUCCCCUGGCGCACCGAGGUCCACUGCUACGAUGCGUCGCCGUGGGGCUUUGGUGUGACGUCGGCCUCUUGGGCCCUAGACGUCGUGCGCGAGCUCGGAGCUUGGAGUGAGCGCUCGAGACUCAAGGGGCCCUGGGCUGUGCGGGGUAAGCAUCGUGAGCGGGCCCUAGGCUCGCUCGAGGCCUCCAGCGAGGGCUUCGAGGAUAUCCCACACGCCCUGCUGGUCAGCACUCGGUGGAAGGAGAAGGCAGACAUGGGCUACGCCUCGCACCGUGUGCUCAGCCGCCGGGUCUUGGCGGCGACAUCGGGGCUCUCCUCGAGCACGACCCCGACGGCGCCUGUGAUCAGGCGCCCCACGCACGCACCUUCGGCCAAGCGGAAGCGUGGGCCAUGCAGGCCCCCCCGGGUCUCGGCCGAGAUCAGGGAGCUGGCUCCCUGGCUGACCCCGCUGCAGGCCAAGCGCGUGCAGACCAAGACACGGCUGGCCUAUUCUCAGUUGCUGGUGGCGCUGGCCAUGUGGCUCAACGUGGCCCCUUUUCCAAAGCUGAACGGCGAGCAGUGGGGCGCCAUCCUGGUCGACUUCUUAGAGGACCAGUUGGACCGCAGCAUGACCCUCAGCAUGGCCGUCAAGACGGUGUCCGCGGUGCUGUCCUCCCGGCCGCCCUUGCCCAUCGAGUGCGUGACGGCCAUUGCCGCGCGGCUCGCCGCAGAGGGCGACCUUCUUAUGGCUCUCUUCGUCUGGGUGUCCUUCGAGACCUACUGGCGCCCCAGCGAGGGGCUUGCGCUGCUCGGGUAUCAGGUGCUGCCAGGGCUGCCAGGCGGAUCAGGAUCAGCUCAUCACCUCUCGUUCCUGGUCCGUCCGUCCGAGCAGGAGACCCCCACCAAGACAGGCCUCUUCGACGUCAGCAUUGUCCUGGACCUGCCUCGUCAGCAGUUCUUGGUGCCCCUCCUCUUGGCAGUCAAGCACCGGGUCCGGGACAGCGGCUUGAUGUUCCCGAUCUCUCACAUGGAGGCUCGGUCUCGCUUCCAGGCAGCCGCCAUCGCCGUCAACGUGGGCAGCCUGCGCCCUACUCUGUACAGCCUGCGUCAUGGGGGAGCCUCUCACGAUCGGGCGUCCAACAGCAGGUCUGCCCACGAUGUCACAGCAAGAGGGCUCUGGCGGUCCUCCAACUCGGUCCUGAGGCGAGGUCACGCUGCUGUCACCAUCGACCUGAGCCAAGGCGAAGAGUUCGACCUGCUUCAGGGUGACGUGCUCGCCCUUCUCAUCGGCUGGAUCAACAGUGGCCAGGAGAAGGCAGUCGACGAGGGCGUGAGGGUCAUCACCCAAGGCGAUGACGGUGAUUGCUUGUACGUCGUCGAGGAGGGCCAGAUGUAUUGUUACAAGAAGCAGGAGGACGGGACCGAGAAGAAGGUGAAGGAGCGGGCGCGGCGCAGCGCGCCCGCGGUGAGCUGGCUCUGCUCUACAACUGCCCACGCGCCGCUUCUGUGGUGGCCCAGGCCAAGGAGGCGUACUGUGGCAGCUGGACAGGGAGACCUUCAACCAUGUCGUGCGGGACGCGGCGGUGAAGCGGCGCGAACGCUACGAGGAGAAUUUCUCAAGGGGGUGCCGCUGCUGAAGUCCAUGGAGGCUUACGAGCGCUCCCAGCUCUGCGACGCCCUCCGUGUGGAGACGUGCACGCAGGGCACGAAGGUAGUGACCCAGGGCGAGGCCGGCGACACUUUCUACAUCCUGGAGGAGGGCGAAUGCGACGUGGAGAAGGUCUAUGUCGAUGGCACCCCGCCCGCCAAGGCUGGGGGCGAGCGCCCAAGCCUCGGGCUCGCGCAGUCGCUUAAGCUGAAGAAGUUCGCCAACCAUUCGGCGUCGAAGGAGCGCGUCAUUGAUGAAGACCAGUGGCGGAAGAAUGUAGUAGACAUACACAGGGUCAUGAAAAUGACGCAGAGCAUGUACCUGACUUUGGAGCAGAGCAACGAGGCUAUGCUCAGGCUCGGUGUCGAGAUCGUGACCUGCAAGCACUCGCGGAAGUGUAUCUGGUGGCCUGACCAUUGGAUGGGGGGGGGGGGGUGA